Messenger RNA from Chlorocebus sabaeus (green monkey), 792 nucleotides. Lineage: Eukaryota; Metazoa; Chordata; Mammalia; Primates; Cercopithecidae. The record is from RefSeq and is a predicted model, not a curated record.
GUAAGGAAGCAGCUUGACUUGAGAUCAACGUGCUGGAGAAGAUCAACGAGAAAGACUCUGACAACGAGAACCUCUGUGUCCAGAUGUUUGACUGGUUUGACUACCAUGGCCACGUGUGCAUCUCCUUUGAGCUUCUGGGCCUUAGCACCUUCGAUUUCCUCAAAGACAACAACUACCUGCCCUACCCCAUCUACCAAGUGUGCCACAUGGCCUUCCAGCUGUGCCAGGCUGUCAAGUUCCUCCAUGAUAACAAGCUGACGCAUACAGACCUCAAACCUGAAAAUAUUCUGUUUGUGAAUUCAGACUAUGAGCUCACCUACAACCUAGAGAAGAAGCAAGAUGAGCACAGUGUGAAGAGCACAGCUGUGCGGGUGGGAGACUUUGGCAGUGCCACCUUUGACCAUAAGCAUGAUAGCACCAUUGUCUCCACUCGCCAUUACCGAGCACCAGAGGUCAUCCUUGAGUUGGGCUGGUCACAGCCUUGUGAUGUGUGGAGUAUAGGCUGCAUCUUCUUUGAGUACUGUGUGCGCUUCACCCUCUUCCAGAUCCAUGACAACAGAGAGCAUCUAGCCAUGAUGGAAACGAUCUUGGGUCCUACCCCUUCCUGGAUGAUCCGAAAGACAAGAAAGCAGAAACAUUUUUACUGGGGUCGCCUGGAUUGAGAUGAGAACACAUCAGCUGGGCACUAUGUUUGUGAGAACUGCAAACCACUGCGGCAGUAUCUGACCUCAGAGGCAGAGGAACACCACCAGCUCUUCAAUCUGAUGGAAAGCAUGCUAGAGUAUGAACCAG